AUGGACGAAGGGAGCCCAGAGAUCGUGCCUGUCAACUCCCCGGCUUCCGACCUGGACCGAGAGCCUGAAUCUUCAGAAAGCGGGGAUGCCGGCGGCGAUGGCCCUCCCGAGCCUCUCAGCGAGAAGCUGCCCGUCCCGCCCGCCGAGCUCGGUCUGUACCGCGCCGCCGUCGCGCUGCGCGUCCUCCUCCUCGCCGCCUUCUUCCGGUACCGCGUCACCCACCCGGUUCCCGACGCCCCCUGGCUGUGGCUUGCCGCGCUCGCCUGCGAGCUCAGCCUCGCCCUCGCGUGGCUCCUCGGCCAGCUCCCCAAGCUCUCCCCGACCCACCGCGCCACGCACCCCGACAGGCUCGCGUCGCGGUACGGGAGCGACGGCGUCGGCGAGGAGCGGCUGCCGGGCGUGGACGUGCUCGUGACCACGGCGGCGGCGGGCGCGGGGAGGGAGAGGGAGCCGCCGCUGGCGACGGCGAACACGGUGCUGUCGGUGCUCGCGGUGGACUACCCCGCGGGGAGGCUGGCGUGCUACGUCUCCGACGACGGCGCCGACAUGCUGGCGUUCGAGGCGCUGUUCGCGGCCGCGGCUUUCGCGCGGCGGUGGGUGCCGUUCUGCCGGCGGCACGCCGUGGAGCCCAGGGCGCCCGAGCUCUACUUCGCCCGCGGCGUCGACUACCUCAGGGACCGAGCCGCGCCGUCCUUCGUCAAGGAACGCCGCGCCAUGAAGAGGGAGUACGAGGAGUUCAAGGUGAGGAUCAACUACCUCGCUGCGAAGGCGCGGAAGGUGCCGGAGGACGGCUGGGUCAUGUCGGACGGCACGCCGUGGCCGGGGAACAACCCGAGAGACCAUCCCGCCAUGACACAGGUUCUUCUGGGGCAUCCCGGCGACCAGGACGCCGAGGGGAACGAGCUGCCCCGGCUGUUCUACGUGUCGCGAGAGAAGAAGCCGGGGUUCCCGCAUCACGGGAAAGCCGGCGCCCUGAACGCCCUGCUCCGGGUGUCUGCUCUGCUGACCAACGGCGCGUACGUGCUCAACCUGGACUACGACCACUGCAUCACCAACAGCAGCGCCCUGGGGGAGGCGAUGUGCUUCCUCGUGGACCCGGAGGCCGGGAACAGGACGUGCUUCGUCCAGUUCCCGCUGCGGAUCGGCGUCGACGACGACGGUGGCGACCGGGACGCGACCCACGAUUCUGUUUUCUUCGACAUCGACAUGAAGUGCUUGGACGGCAUCCAGGGCCCGGUGUACGUCGGCUCCGGCUGCUGCUUCAACCGGAAAGCGUUGUACGGCUUCGAUCCUGCGCUGGCCGAGGACGACGACGCCCAUAGAAACUGGUGCUGCUUCGGGAACGGGAAGGAGCGCGCGUUGAGGAGGACCAUGUCCUCGGUGCCCUUGCUUGACUCGGAGGACUCCGACGAGCAGGACGGAGAAGACAACGCGAGAACAAGGCGGAGGCUGCGCUCCUACCACGCCGCGCUGGAGCGACACUUCGGCCAUUCGCCGGCGUUCAUCGCGUCAGCGUUCGCGGCCCAACGGCGCGGCGGCGGCUCGGACUCCACGGUCGCAGCUGCUUGCUCUCUACUACGUGAGGCCAUCCACGUCGUCAGCUGCGCGUACGAGGAGCGGACGAGGUGGGGCAAAGACGUUGGCUGGAUGUACGGCUCCGGAGGCGGCGGCGGCAUGGCCACGGCCACGGGGUUCAGGAUGCACGCGCGCGGGUGGGCGUCGGCGUACUGCGCGCCGGCGCGGGCCGCGUUCCAGAGCUUCGCUCCGGCCAGCCCCUCGCACGUCCUCGCCGCGGCGUCGCGGCGGGCGGUGGCGGCCAUGGGUGUCCUGCUGAGCCGCCACUGCCCCGUCUGGGCUGGCGCCGGCGGGCGCAUGCGGCUCUUGCAGCGUCUGGGCUACGUGACCUGCGUCGCUUACCCUCUUGUCUCGCUACCGCUCACCUUAUACUGCGCGCUCCCGGCGGUCUGCCUCCUCACCGGCAGGUCCAUCUUCCCGGACGACGUGAGCUACUACGACGCGGUCCUGCUCAUCCUGCUCCUGUCCUCGGCGGCGGCCACCGUCGCGUUGGAGCUCCGGUGGAGCCGCGUGGCGCCGCGCGCGUGGUGGCGGGACCAGAAGCUCUGGGUGGUCACCGGCACGUCGGCGUGCCUCGCCGCCGUGUUCCAGGGCGUCCUGCGCGCGUGCGCCGGGAUCGACGUCGGUUUCUCAUACACGGAGGAGACGGCGACCCGUUCGUCCUCGGAUGACGAUGGCAACGGCGGCGGCGAGGAGUCCUCGGGCGCGCGGAGGUCCAUGCGGUGGUCGAACCUGCUGAUCCCGCCCGCGAGCCUGCUGCUGGGCAACCUCGCCGGCGUGGUGGUGGCGGUGUCGUACGGGGUGGACCACGGGUACCGGUCGUGGGGCCCGGUCCUCGUGAAGCUGGCGCUCGCCGGGUGGGUGGUGGCGCACCUGCAGGGGUUCCUCAGGGGCCUCCUGGUGCGGCGGGACCGGGCGCCCACCAUCGCCGUGCUCUGGUCGGUGCUCUUCGUCUCCGUGCUCUCGCUGCUAUGGGUCAACGUCGACUCGUACUCGGCGCCUCCCGCGCGGUCCACCACGUCGCCGCAGCCGGUGUUGUGA
Messenger RNA from Setaria italica (foxtail millet), 2616 nucleotides. RefSeq names its product putative cellulose synthase A catalytic subunit 11 [UDP-forming]. Lineage: Eukaryota; Viridiplantae; Streptophyta; Magnoliopsida; Poales; Poaceae. Gene Ontology annotation, molecular function: cellulose synthase (UDP-forming) activity. The transcript has 6 exons. Gene Ontology annotation, biological process: cellulose biosynthetic process; plant-type primary cell wall biogenesis. Gene Ontology annotation, cellular component: plasma membrane; trans-Golgi network. The record is from RefSeq and is a predicted model, not a curated record. Bases 1 to 2616 code for a protein of 871 amino acids.